AUGGGGACCACUGAAGCUACGCUCCGGAUGGAAAACGUGGACGUGAAGGAAGAAUGGCAGGACGAAGGCCUUCCCAGGCCACUCCCGGAAGAGACAGGGAUGGACCCGCUUGGCAGCCCCACGGAAGACACGUCCUCCCCUCCCAACACAUUGAACUUCAAUGGAGUUCAUCGUAAGCGGAAGACACUGGUCGCCCCCGAGAUCAACAUUUCGCUGGAUCAGAGCGAGGGCUCCCUGCUGUCCGACGACUUCUUGGACACCCCCGAUGACCUAGAUAUCAACGUGGACGACAUCGAGACCCCGGACGAGACCGACUCGCUGGAGUUUCUGGGAAAUGGCAAUGAGCUGGAGUGGGAAGAUGACACCCCGGUGGCCGCCGCGAAGAACAUGCCCGGUGACAGCGCAGAUCUGUUCGGGGACGGCGCAGUGGAGGACGGCGGUGCCACCAACGGGCGCCUCUGGCGGACGGUGAUCAUCGGAGAACAAGAACACCGGAUUGACCUGCACAUGAUCCGACCCUACAUGAGGGUAGUGACCCACGGAGGGUACUACGGCGAGGGUCUCAACGCCAUCAUUGUGUUCGCUGCCUGCUUCCUCCCGGACAGCAGCUCCCCUGACUACCACUACAUCAUGGAGAACCUCUUCCUGUACGUCAUCAGCAGUCUGGAGCUGCUGGUGGCCGAGGACUACAUGAUCGUCUACCUGAACGGCGCCACCCCCCGGCGGAGGAUGCCCGGCAUCGGCUGGCUGAAGAAGUGUUAUCAGAUGAUCGACAGGAGAUUGCGGAAGAACCUGAAGUCGCUGAUCAUUGUGCACCCGUCCUGGUUCAUCCGCACGGUGCUCGCGGUGUCCCGGCCUUUCAUCAGCGUCAAAUUCAUCAACAAGAUCCAGUACGUACACAGCCUGGAAGAUCUGGAACAGCUCAUCCCCAUGGAACACGUGCAGAUCCCCGAGUGCGUGCUACAGUACGAAGAGGAAAGGCUCAAGGCCAGGAGAGAGAGCGCCCGGCUGCAGCCCGAGUUCGUCCUGCCCAGGUCUGAGGAGAAGCCCGAGGCGGUGCCGGCGGAGGACAGGCCUGCUCCAGCCACAGAUCAGGAAACAAGCAUGUCCUGAGGUGACAAGACUACAGAGAAGGACAAGACAGAAGAUUCCAGAUGGCAAGAAACCUCUGUCAGACGCCCUCUGGUCCUGGACCUCCUCCCCGCCUUGUCCUGACGCCCCUGUCUUUGGAGGGGGCCAGUCCCCCCCCAUCCAUCUCUGAAACCCAGCAUCCUUUUGAGCUGCUUGAAAACGUUUUUGUUUCGUUUUGUUUUCAAACAACGCGGUAUGUUCCAGAAAAGGACCUGGUUCUCAGCCCUCCACACUCGUGAGCUCGCGGCCGAGAAGAGGAAGACGGCCCAGGGCAUGGCCCGUGUGCCCUCGACGGCUUCAGAGACCCCCUCCUCGCCCUCAGCACCACCAUCACUGCACAAAGUCCUGGUUCAAGACCCUUCUCUUGUUUGUCACCUGGCCCACCCCGGAGCCACAGAUGCCCGCCAGCAACUUGGCCGGAUCUGGACUCGUUCUUGUGCCUUUUCUCCUAGAACACCCCCUGCGGCCCUGGGCACGUGGCCCGGAAGCUCAGCCCCCCCAGCAGCGCUGUGCCCCGGGGACCUCCCGUCCCUGCACCUCAUGGCUUUACACUUGACCAGCUCCCCUCGCCUUCAUCUCCCGAUCUUCUUUGGGAUUAACGGAGUCCACGAUGGCACACGCGAGCUGCUGAGAAUCACCCCCGCCCCGCAGUUGCAAACCCGCCCCCCCUUCUAGAACAUUCUCAAGCCCCUUUAAUGGACGCCACACCACAGGGCAAUCCUGAUCAUUACCUCCUACUGAGGGAAUGAAGUGUCCCCGCUUUCCUGACCCCCCCCCCAACACAGGGUUGGGAUGAGCCCCUCAGGUUCCCGCCAUGGGAAACCGGCUCUGAACCGCGAUACAGGAAGAUACAGGUUUAUUGCAGGUUUUGAGUGUUUUGAAGUUCACUUGGGAAAAUAAAUCCCAGUGGCCUGGAUGCUACGGAGACCUGCGGUCAAAGGAGGUCAAUUUACCUUGGACAGAAGUCAGACUUUUCUAACGUGGUCCGCACGCCCGUCAGGGUGGCCUUUAGAGGUAGUGAGUUCCCCGUCCGUGGAGGCAUUUAAGAAAAGGCUGGAAAGUGCUCACAGAAUGUGGUCCUCUGCGGUCCCCUCCGAUCCUCAGAGUUUCUGUUUCUAUGAAUCUGAACAAAGGUUGAGCGGGUACCUUCUCCAGGCCCCUCUUCCCGGCGCCGUCGCUGGUUUCUUAGCGGUCUAGUUCAAGUGCCCUGGGUAUGAGGUUCUUGGCCUCAGGGGAGAUGCCGGAGGCUUCUCGACCUGGGCGCAUCGAGGUGUUUUGGGUUAUUCCGAUGCCAGGAGGGAGCUGGUGGUGUUUGCUGCUGAGGGAAGGGAACACCCGACAUCUUGCCCCGUGGGGGAGGCUCCUGAACGUCCUGAACGUCACGGGGCCGUCCCGCGUCCAACGCCAGAGGCUCCGCCUCGAAAAACGCGGAGUCUGGGAGCCGAGUUGGGCCCCGCAUCUUCUGGGUCGGCGCAGCUCUGCCCCGGGAAGGCCGGGA
Panthera uncia (snow leopard) is the source of this 2629-nucleotide messenger RNA. It is a transcript of the gene ATCAY, whose product is annotated as ATCAY kinesin light chain interacting caytaxin. The transcript is spliced from 12 exons. The record is from RefSeq and is a predicted model, not a curated record. The coding region runs from base 1 to 1113 and encodes 370 amino acids. Lineage: Eukaryota; Metazoa; Chordata; Mammalia; Carnivora; Felidae. Gene Ontology annotation, biological process: apoptotic process. Gene Ontology annotation, cellular component: cytoplasm.